CAUAACCCUCUUCUCACAUCAAACCAAUCCCAAUUCCAGAACCCGAAAACAAAACCCACCGGGUCCCCGCCCUCAUGGGUCCGGGCGACCAACCCACCGCCACCCGUCUGCCGCCGCGACGACUCUCCCCGCUCUACAAACACAACUCGUGGUCGCCGGACAUAGUCCGAGACGAGGAAUGGCUCCGGCGAAAGGACCAACACCACCUCCGCCACCGCCUGCAGAACCAGAGCGUCACCGAUGAGGAUAUUGAUGAGCUCAAAGCUUGUAUUGAGCUAGGGUUUGGGUUUGCUGAAUCGGAUGAUCGGCUUUCGAGUACUUUGCCGGCGUUAGGAUUGUAUUACGCCGUUAAUAAACAGUAUCAUGAUACCAUUGUUAAAUCACCGGAUAUGACGUCAUCAUCUGUAUCUGAUUCUGGUUCAUCUUCUUCGUUGGAUAAUACUCACGCUAUAUUAGGCAGUGGGGAUGAUCCACGGAUCAUGAAGACAAGAUUGAGACAAUGGGCACAAGUUGUUGCUUGUUCGUUACGUCAAUCAUCAUCGUCACCGCUAUCAUCAUCCCUGUGAAGCUGAAAACAAGGUUAGGGCAUUCAUGGCUACAUUGCAUGUUUGUAAAUUGACCUUUUUGUGCUAUUUGGGUGUUCUUCACAUUUUAUCGUAUGUAAACUCUAUUGUAUACAUGAUUUGUAUGUUCAUUACACGACUUUAAUGUAAAAAUGUAAUAUAUAUUAGAAAUUUAUGGCUUUAUUUUAUAGUUUUGGGUUCA
Molecule: messenger RNA, 765 nt
Organism: Helianthus annuus (common sunflower)
Lineage: Eukaryota; Viridiplantae; Streptophyta; Magnoliopsida; Asterales; Asteraceae
Exons: 2
Coding region: 75-566 (163 amino acids)
Source: RefSeq, a predicted model, not a curated record